Messenger RNA from Danaus plexippus (monarch butterfly), 1433 nucleotides. Its product is annotated as methyltransferase-like protein 17, mitochondrial. Gene Ontology annotation, biological process: translation. Lineage: Eukaryota; Metazoa; Arthropoda; Insecta; Lepidoptera; Nymphalidae. Gene Ontology annotation, molecular function: methyltransferase activity; structural constituent of ribosome. The record is from RefSeq and is a predicted model, not a curated record. The transcript has a single exon. Gene Ontology annotation, cellular component: mitochondrial small ribosomal subunit. Bases 121 to 1416 code for a protein of 431 amino acids.
CAUUUGGAAGACUUUUCGAAUGACAGUUAUGUAUCAUUACAAUUUUUAAGGUUAUAAAUUUUAAAAACAAACAAUAAAACAUUUGUUAUGAAUUUAUACUGAAAACAAUUUAAGUUCAAAAUGCUCAGAAAACUAAGGCCUAUAUUUUCUACAUUCAACGCCAAAUUCUCCACACGUUUAGAAAUAGAUCCGAAUCUCCGGGAUAGGUUCGAAUCAGACCAAUAUAAGCCAAGGAAUCAUCCCGGCAGGUCGAGAGUUAAGAUCGCUAAAAUACCGAAUGAAAUACAGAACGCUAUAAAAAUCAUCUUACAAGACAGCGGCGCUAAAAGUUAUUACGAGGAGAGUGUGAAGUUAAAUAACUAUCUCAUAUCAAGACAUUUACCGCCUGAAGAAAAUGAAAUAACAGAAAAAGCAGCAAAAAUACACAGGAAUGUAUCGAAGAGGUAUUCAAAACAGAACGGCGAUAUGAACCUGGCGGAAGAUAAGAUUAAGACAACAGUUUUUAAUAUAUUAAAAAAAAACGUCUACCGCUGGGCAAACAUAGCGUACGACCAACCAACUAGCUUGCAAUACUUGAUGGCGAGAGCGGCUCCGGAAUACGCGGUGCUCGUUAGAAUAUUAGAUGAAAUAAAUAGGCAGCUGCCAGAUUACAAGCCGAGGAGUUUCUUUGAUUUCGGAUCGGGGGUCGGUACAGGAACUUGGGCUGUGAACACUUACUGGAAAGGCGAUAUAUUUGAAUACUUUACUGUGGACACAUCCACACAUAUGAACGACUUAGCUCAACUCAUUUUAUGCCAAGGUCGUGAUAAUGUGGAAAUGCCAUUCAAAGCGUACUUCCAAAGACAAUUCCUGCCAGCUUCAACUGAUCUGAAGUACCACAUAGUGCUGUCAGCGUUCACAUUAUUUGAAAUGCCCGAUAUGAAGAGCCGUCUAGAAACUAUACAGAAGCUUUGGAAUAAGACUGAAGAUUUUUUAAUAAUUGUCGAACACGGUAGCAAUGCUGGCUUCAGGGUCGUGAAUGAGGCGAGAGAAUUCGUUUUGAAUUCCACACAACAAGACCAGGGUUAUGCAUUUGCUCCGUGUCCUAACGACAAUGUAUGCCCUCGGUAUUUAGAGCACCAGACGCCUUGUAACUUCCUAAUGAAGUAUGAGACAUUGCCGUUCCCUUCAAAAACCGAAGUUAUGGCUGAGUUAUUCUCGUAUGUUAUUUUAAGGAAAGGUGCGAGACCGUCCAAUGAUCCCGGUUGGCCGAGGGUGGUUAGGGCUCCAAUAGUAAGAUCAGGCCACACUAUUUGUAGAAUGUGCACAGCGAAGGGUGAAUUAGAGGAAGUGAUUUUCUCAAAAGCCAAAUAUGAUCAGAAGACUUACCGAUGUGCCAGAUCUUGCAACUGGGGUGAUCUGCUGCCCGUGAAAUAAAAAAUUUUAUCCCAUAA